GUGGUAGAUCACAUUUUCGCACAUGACCGUUACAGUUUCGACGUAAAGACUUAAAUAAAAAAAAUGGAUAAAUACGUUAAAGUCAGACAGAUAGGCGAAGGUGCCUUUGGUAAAGCAGUUCUAGUAAGACAAAAGCAGAACAACAAGCAGAUGGUCAUCAAAGAGAUUAACAUUGCAAAGAUGAAUUCAAAGGAAAGAGAAGAGGCCAGAAAGGAGGUUGCUGUUUUGGCACAACUCCAUCAUCCCAAUAUUGUUGCCUAUCGAGAAUCUUUUGAAGAGAGAGGAUUACUAUAUAUUGUGAUGGACUUCUGUGAGAAAGGUGACCUUUAUUCCAAAAUUAAUUCUCAAAGAGGACUCCUUAUACCAGAAGAUCAGGUGCUAGAUAUGUUUGUACAGAUGUGUCUAGCCAUUAAACACAUCCAUGAUAGAAAGAUCCUUCAUCGAGACAUCAAGUCACAGAAUAUAUUUAUAACGGCUGAUGGACGUAUCAAAUUGGGUGAUUUUGGAAUUGCUAAAGUGCUAAACAGUACGGUGGAGCUAGCCAGGACUUGUAUAGGGACCCCUUACUACUUAUCUCCAGAGAUUUGUGAAAACCGUCCAUACAACAACAAAAGUGAUAUCUGGUCUUUAGGUUGUGUUCUCUACGAGAUGACAACACUAAAACAUGCUUAUGAAGCUGGAAACAUGAAGAAUUUGGUAUUAAAAAUAAUCAGAGGUUCCUACCCACCCAUACCACCAAAGUAUAGCUAUGAUCUGCGGGGGCUGAUAGCCAAGCUCUUUAAGAGAACUCCCAGGGACAGACCUUCAAUCAACUCUAUAUUGAAAACAAACUUUAUAAUGAAAAGAGUGACCAAGUUUCUCUCAGAAGAUGAAUUACAAGAUGAGUUUAGUCAUACAGUGAUGCAUGGUAAAAAGUUAGCCAGGAAGUUACCUCCCCCUCCUCCCUCCUCAAGACCCCCUUCAGCUGCUGGUGUGAGGAAGGCAGUGGGUCAGACUCCAGCAGCUCGUUACAAUCCAGCCAGUGUGUACGGGGCUCCAGUUGGAGGUCCUAGGAAGUCCAAGGAAAACAGGGGGUCUGUGGAUGUGAAGAAACGUCCAGGCAGUGCAGGUAGUGCAGGUCGUCCUGGCAGUGCUGGAGGACGUCCAGGCAGUGCCAGCCAGGAUUUGAAAAAGAAAAAAGAAGACUUAAUUUUAAAAGAGAAGAAAAGGAGAAUGGAAGAAAACAAGGCCGCUGCUGAGAAAAAGCACAAAGAAUUAUUGGAGAAACAAAAGAUGGCGAGAAUCAACAAGGCAAGGGAAGACAACUGGAAGAAUAUGAUUAAUUCUUUAGAUUCCGAUGAGGGAGCUAAGAAAGUUAACUGUGAUAAACAUGAUGCCAGAGAACCACCAAGACAGUCACGACCACUGCCUGAUCCUCCACAGAAUAUCGCUCAGAAAGAUCGAGGGAACUAUGAACGCUAUCAUGCCUACCUAGAUAAGAUACAGAAAAACAGAGACGCCCAACUAAAUAACAUAAGACCAGUGCAGCCAGCAGCAGCAUACAUGGUAGCCCCAAGGCCUCUACCAGGAGGACCUAAACAGUCCGUGCCCCACUGGCAGCGGCCAAGCUCUGGCCGCACCCCAGAGCCAACACCCAUAUGUCCUGACCCCAGGGCAGGUGGUGACAGACCAAAAACACCGGCAGAGGAGAGGGCGCGAAUAGUCGACGAGUUUGUGAUGAGAAAGAGGGAAGCUGCUCUAAACAGACAACGAGGAAAUGCAGACUUAUUCGGGAAUGCUGCUCCAGCUGCUGCGCCUGCUGCUGCCCCGCCCUAUGCUGUCCAGCGACCACGCCAGCCUCCCACACCAGCUAGACAUGAGCCAAGUGAUGGGGCUCUUGACAGUGCCAGAGAUAAGGAGGAAAAGGAAUACUUAGAGAAACUUAAACAGAUAAGGAUGCAGAACUUCCAGGAUAGACGGCAGAUACAGAACAAGCCCCAGGAUGCUAAAGCAGAAGCAGAAGCUAGGAGGAAGAAGGUUGAGGCUCUCCGACAACAAGCAGAUGAUAGGGCCAAACAGCUUAAGGAACAAUUAGAGCGACAGCGUAAGGAUAAAUAUGACCAGGCUAGACAGAAAGCGUCACGGCCAGUACCUGCCCCACGUCCAGUGAUCAACCCAGCGCCUGCUGUAGCGAUGACCGCUGCUCUGAAGGCUGUCGGGGUCGAGCCAAAGGAACUGCCCAAACCUGUGCAGACACCAGCUGUAGGAAUGACUGGUGCCCUGAAGGCCAUAGGAGUGGUGAAUGAUGAACCCCCACCAGUAGAUUCCAAGAGUCCCCUGAAGCAACAAAAGGAAGAAAUUCUUCGUCGUUUAAACGAGAAGGUAACCCCACGGGGUAAAUGGGGAGCCCCAGCAGAGAUUGCUGUGGAGGAAGAGGUACAAAAUCCUCCCGAGUCUUCUCGGUCCCGAUGGAAAGAAGGGCCAAGUGAUCAAGUGUCGAUUAAGGAAAUGCCUCUGGAACAGACAGCCUCACAAAUGGAAGCAACAAGUAUACAGGACAAAGUCAUACAGCAUCCAGCUGCGGAGGCUGAUGUGGCAGCUGAUGUAGCAGCUGCUGUUUCUAGGCAGCAGUGGGGUCGUCCGGGCAGCACUGUGUUGAACGCUUUGAAGGAGAUCCCAAUAAAGGAAGGCACUAUGGACAGUAAUAAAUCAGAUGAUAGUGUCCCCUCGUCUACAGAAGGGGACAGUACACCUGCCAAGGGGUCCACUAUCACACUUACACCUAAACCUGUCAUCAACAAAGGCACUAUUACUAUAGGAGCUGCUGAUGAGGCCAAACAAAGCAAAGAGAAAUUUCUCAAGAGACCAGACAUAUCACAGCCAAUAUCUGAGGAAUCCAACGUUUCACAGAAUAAAGAUUCCAAUUCCACACCAGCUAGGGUGGAGGUUUCAUCAUCGGCUAAACCUCCCCUCCCCAACAAACCAGACUUGCAUUCAAAGUUUGUGGCCACUCCAAAACCACAGCAGGACAUCUUACCCACACCAGUGAUUCUAGCAAAGCCUGACACGCCCAUGAACUUUGGUCAGACUGACCAGAUACCCAAGGCAGUUGACCUGUCUAGUGAGGGAAAACUGUUUGAGAAGGCUGAAGAAAAGAGUGGGGCAAAAGAGGUUCCAAAGCAAGAAAAUUUAGAGGCCAAGGGUCAAAGCAAUUUAUCACCAAGUGAGAAGAGAAGCUCAGGUGUGAUACUUGGUCUUACAAGUGGACAGUUUGACAUAGGAAAUGCACAUAUGUUACGCACCUGCUCUGAGCCAGAUUUGGCAAAGCUGUUCAAGACAUUGGAACAAUCAUCACAGAACACUGAUAAUCCCCAAAGGGUCAGUCUGGACCUGGAGAAACAAAGAGAACAGGUUGAUCCACAAGUUGGCCUUUUGGACAAUGUAGAGCUGGACUUAGAAGAAGAAGACAUCAACAUUGUAGAUGAUGAUGAAUACGAGGAACUACUCAGUGUAAGAGAGACAAUGCAGAGUCUACUUAUACGAGAGUACAGCACUGAUGAAGAAUCACAACACAGCACCAGCCAUCUUAGUGUGGCCAGCAACAUCGAAGAUAAGAUCGAUGAGGAAGAGGACAUGGCAGAGGUAAAGGAAGAUGACAAGGAGGCAGCACAUGUCAGUGAUGAUAGUGAUAACGAGGAUGCUGAGGAGGACAGAGAACAAGAGGAUGAUAAUGAUGUGGAAAACCAAGAGGAAAAUGCUGAGGAAGAGGAAAAUACAGAAGAGGUCGAAGAUCAGGAUGAUGAGGAACUAUUAGAUGACAAAUCAGAUCUGUUUCAGUCAGAUGAGAGUGAUGCGGACACACAGUUUGGAGACGACGAUGAUGACUUUGAUCUGUUCAGCAGACUAGAGGAGUCAAGAGCUGAGCUAGAGAACCAGUUAGGCUGUGACAGGUUCCUCAAAGUUUACAAGACGGUACAAGCUCUUCAAGAAGAUGAAGAUGAGAAUAUGGAAGACGGUGUGGCCAUUGUGACAAAGAUGCUUGGUAAAGACAAAGAGCAUCUUUACCCUAAAAUAUUUCAACUGGUCAUGGCUGACUCAGCAUUCACAGAAGAUAACUGAUGUUUAGGACCUUGAAAACUUUCCUGUUGAACGUCCACUGAAGGGGUCAUUUGAAAACAGAUGGUGGAUUUAUACCGAACGACUGGACUGUGACCCGAGUACAAAUAUUACUGCUGAAACACUCAAAAGAAAACCUGUUUGUAUACCAUUAAAAAAACAAAAUGCCUGGUACAAAUUUAUUAAUAUUAUUCCGGGGAUCAGGGUUUAUUUUUCUUUUGGACACCAGGUCAAAUGUCUUCUACCAUUGUGGUUGUAGGGAUACUAGGGUUCACUAUAUUACCAUAUAUAUCCUGUGGUAAUCCCAGGCAGACAACAUGUAAACUUGACUCAAGAUAGAAAGUUUACCUCAUUACAAGUCACUGAUGUAUCACAUUGGUUGGUACUUGUACUAAAACAUCAAUAAAUGUGAGUGGGCUUAUUGCCAAGCAUCUGCUUAUUGUCAAAUUAAUACAUUUGUAGAAAUAAGCAUAAAUAAUCUUGUCAUUAUGUGAGAAAAUGUUUCUACUGUGGAGAGAAUAGAGAUGAUUUGAUGAUUUCAAAAUAAUUAACACUCUCAGUAUCAUUAGAUGUCCUAAAUUUGUCAUGAAAAUCCAAAGUUAUUUAAUAUUUAAUGUUUGUAAAAAAAAAGCUGUGAUUUUGAAAUGGAACUCCAUUAUAUGAACCUGUCAUGACCGAGAUAGUUAAUAACAUUCAUUAUAAUUUCUCCUGAAUAAUUAAAAACUGAUAUUUUUAUUGCCGCUUAAUUAUAUUCAUAAGUUGAUAAUCUUAUGACAAAAUUCUAAAAAGAUUAAAAUUCUUCUGGGCAAAUAGUUGGAAGAGAAAUUAGUUAGGUAAAUUGUCUCCAAAUGUGAAUGUGGUAGAUAUAAAUUCAAUAAUCAAUUGACUUUUCACGUUUUACAGUGAACAUUGUAUACCUGGUGUUGUGUAAUAGGUAGGAUCGGUUAUUUCAACAAUGACUUUGUUGGUAGUAGAAUUCUUAUGAAAAGUAUAUACAGGUGUUUACCAUCGAGUGUUGAACAGCUUGAGAUUGUCAAACACAUAUACAGUGUUAAUGCUUUAACCAUAAUGAACUUGAUAGAUUUAAUCAACUAGAUAGUGAAAUACAUGUUAAUUUAAAAGAGUGUGAAUUUUGAUGUCAUAAGCUGUCAGAGUUUACAUAAUGCCUUAAUAUGCCGCCUAGGGAAUGCCAUAUACACACAUCUUGUGUAAAAUUGCCAGUUUAGUCACUGACUUUGUACAAUACAGUGGCUAGUUAACGAGGUUGUUUCAGUUUAGUCACUGACUUUGUACAAUACAGUGGCUAGUUAAUGAGGUUGUUUCAGUUUAGUCACUGACUUUGUACAAUACAAUGGCUAGUUAACGAGAUUGUUUAUUUGUUGAAAAGUAAAUAGCUGAUUUAUCAGGCUAUUUCAUUAUAACUAGUAAAAGUAGCAAAUAUGUUGUGAUGUUGGCAUUUUCGAAUUGUUAUUCUGUCACUGUUGGAUAGAAAUAGGUUUUGUGUGAAAUGUCUGCGCUUUUCACAGGGUGUAUAUAAUACAGAGGUAUAUUCAGUACGUACAGAUCUAGAAACCAACAUUAGAGCUUGUCUUUCACUUAAAGUAUAUAUACAUCAAUAUUAGAUUUAAUACAAGUAUAAACUUGUGUAGACAAAUACAUUCCAUUCUGUAUGAAUUGCCUGAUAGAAACAAAGUUGUGAUGCCUUUCAUUUAAAAUGGAAAAUAUGUUGCUGACAGAAUGUGAUAAGAAGUGUUUAUAACUGUAAUGACUUUUAAUUGCGACGUAUAAAUAGAUAUAUAUAUAAUAUAAACCUGUGGUAUAGAUUAGAUUUUGUGUUGUCAGCAUCAAUAUCAAGAUUUAUUGAUAUUUUGGAAUGGAUUGAAAUAUUGAUUAGAAUACAUACAAGAUUGAAGUGUGAAAAUACAUAUACUUAUUGAUGGUAAGAUUGAUUUCGGUUAUGUUCCAGUGUCUCUUACUGUUGAGAUUUUCUUACAUUAACCAUUUACAUAGAUUGAAAGAAUUUAAAUUUGUUUGAAGGAAAGGUAAUUAUGCAAUUUUUUUCUAUAAAUUGCUGAAUUUGUACAUUGUUAUGUUUAUUCAUAGAUACAUACAGCCAUCAGUACAAUCAUACACAGAACAAAAAAUAAAAAUUCCAUUUUUGUCAAAUAUUGUUUCAUUUACACGUAAUAUGUUCCAAUUCAAAUUAUCUUUGCAACCUCAUGACCUUGUGAUCAAAUGUUAAUUAAUCCUGAUUGACUGAUCAUUGUUUAUUUACUGUACAGAGAUAAGUUUGUUAUUGUCUUUACCAAACCACAGUAAUAGUUUUGUUUUCCGUCCCAUCGUUUCAGAUGUAUGACAUUGUUUUUUUGUCAACAUUUCAUACAAUGUGUGAGUUUAAUUUCACAUUUUCUUUGUUUAUUUUUUUCCACCAUUUUGUUCCGUCCACCAUUUGUCCAGAUAUUCAGUAUCAGUCACGCAGUCUACUGGACAAACUUUCAGUAACACAUGGUUUCAUAGGAUUUCAUGAUCAGAUAUUGCCUUAGCCUAAAGUUAUAAGUGCUCCUUAUCAAGUUUAAAACCAUAUUUUGAAUAAUUUAUGAAAUUUCAAUGUAACAUGUCAUAAUGCUAUGGAAGAUGAUCAACUUCUGUAGUUUUUGCCUAGACUGGGACAUCAUCAAGAAGUGUAUAAAUUAUAAAUUGUGUUUUAUACUAUUUCUAGCUUUCUUUGAGAAGCACUUUUUAAGUACUUGGUUUUGUUUGCAUAUGCAAUACUGUAGAUAGUAAUUUUUGCCAGAGGAACUUUUUUUUUGUUAAAAUAAGUAAUUGAUCAGUAUUGACACAAUAAAACCCAUAAUCUCAUUAUUUUUUUUGACAAUUUCAUUUUCUAACAAUCAAAUUUGAUCAAUUUUUUUUGGGUAUUAAUGAUGACAAAGGUAUUAUGACUUAUAGAAAUAUAAGCAAUGCAGAAAAUUGAAAAAAAACCACCAACAUUUGGUGAAUGACUAACUGUUAUAGACAAUAAAGAACGUUUAACAUUAGUCUGGGCCUGGUGAUUCGCAGGAAGUUUUACACAUCUUACAGACUAGUUUGACCGUUUUAUCCUUGUCUAAUCUUUCAGAUGAAACAAAACUGUAUCUACCAACUGAUUCAAUGCAUCUAGAGGCUGAUAAAGACCAUUUCUAUUGUGCUAUGUAACGUUUGGAGUAAUAGUAGUAGGUGCUAUCACCCUCUAGUCUACAGAUUUUGGAGUUAUACAGGUAGUUAUCAUUACUUGUGACAUUAUUUUUCCGGUGGAAGCAAGUGAGUGUAACCUUCUAUGUAUAUAUUUUAUAUAAAAUGAUGAAGAUUUCAACAUCCUGUACAUCAAGAGGUUGGGAUUCUUUAAUGACCAUUUCUGUUUUAAUUUCCGUCCGUUAUUUUCUUUUUGAAGUAAGUCCAGGAAUUCCUUAUUUGCUUGUAUGUAAUUGUUUUGUUAUCAUCACACAGUAUUAUAAAUGUAUCGAGUGCUUGUAUCACUGAUGUUUGUUUUGUGGUCGGCAAUUUUCUCUUUUGAUUUACAACCAAAACUGACAAGAGCCAAAUUACGAUCGUGUUAAAAGCAGUUCUAUUCAACUUUUAGAAAUUGCUGUUAAGUAAGAAAUGGGACCAAUAUUGAGAACAGUUCUGUACAUCAAUACACCCCGCUGACAUCACACUGCAUUUUAUUUCGGUUGUGUUUUGUUAUCCUCACUACCCUUCCAUACCCCCUGUAUGUGAUCAUGUAUUUGGUUUGUUUGAAAAUUGAGCUCCCUAGCAACCAAGUUUAAAUACUUGCUACAUAAAUAUUCUCAGUUUCUGUCCAUACAACAAAGAAUAUCAUUAGACAUUACAUAUACAUAUAAAAUAUAGACAGUCUUGUUCUCCACACCUCACAUCAGUCAACCAUCUUGUUUUAUGUGACUUGUCAUUUUGAAUAAAUCAAAUGAUCACAGA
Messenger RNA from Ylistrum balloti, 8067 nucleotides. Its product is annotated as serine/threonine-protein kinase Nek1-like. Gene Ontology annotation, biological process: protein phosphorylation. The coding region runs from base 64 to 4098 and encodes 1344 amino acids. Gene Ontology annotation, molecular function: protein kinase activity; ATP binding. NCBI's taxonomy places the organism in Eukaryota, Metazoa, Mollusca, Bivalvia, Pectinida, Pectinidae. The record is from RefSeq and is a predicted model, not a curated record. The transcript is spliced from 40 exons.